Messenger RNA from Meloidogyne enterolobii, 263 nucleotides. The record is from the annotation of a GenBank genome assembly. NCBI's taxonomy places the organism in Eukaryota, Metazoa, Nematoda, Chromadorea, Rhabditida, Meloidogynidae.
UUGGAAAGCCUAACGGCUUUGGGGCGCGCUUCGCGCGCGGCUAGAACUUUUUGAUGCCUGGAAUAUAUUUAUUUAGCUCUGCCUUUUCAUUGCUUCGGGCCUCCGGCCCUCGCCGAUCUCUGUUCUGUCUCCCGGGAUGGGUUGAAGCUCGGGCCUUCGGCCCUCGCCUCGUCUUUCCCCGUUGGGACUCAUCCUUCCACUUAGAGUCACUUCGGGCCUUCGGCCCUCGUCUUCCCCCCGUUGGGACUCUUCCUUCCAUCUAG